Klebsormidium nitens is the source of this 5340-nucleotide messenger RNA. The record is from the annotation of a GenBank genome assembly. NCBI's taxonomy places the organism in Eukaryota, Viridiplantae, Streptophyta, Klebsormidiophyceae, Klebsormidiales, Klebsormidiaceae.
CUUCAAGUUCAUGACUCAUGGCGGUCCCAAUGCAGACCAUACCGUACAGUGGCAUACGGAGCCCUGCUUUCACAGCAUGGCGGCACUGAAAGUGGCCAUGCAACGAUGACAGGAGCUUCGCUGCCCGUCCUGGCAGCUGAAAGAAGACGAGGCAGGAAUUGUGAUGCCUCUUGAGAAGGCGUCUUGUCAUUGCCGUUAGCAUGGAGGGAGCUUUCCUGGAGCCCAUCCAUGCCUUUGGCUUUGGCGGCCCCCGCGGCCCUGGGCGGCCUUGCCAGCUGGGCUGCGUGUCGGAGGCCACAACAGUGUACGGAACUGGCAAGGUCCUUGCCUUUUACAGCGAAGAGAGGAGCCCCCCCCUCCAGUUCACCACUGGCAAUGCCAAUGUUGAGGCCAUCACUGCGGUGGUGGUGUCCCCAAAUGGGAAGCUGGUGGCGGCGUGUGAGAAGGUCAGGGGAGCAGGCCAGGUCACCAUCUAUGACUGCAGAAGCCACCAGAAAGUGAAGACGCUGCAGACCGCGUACAUGGGAGACUUCACUGCAUGCGCCUUCUCCCCCGAUGGCGAGUCGUUGGUGACAGUGGCCAACGAUGAGGCCGCCACGCUCACCUGCUGGAAUCUGCCAAAGAGCAAGGUGCUUGCCAGCGCCAGUGUGGGGAGUGACGUGGUCCGUGUCAGCUUCAACAAGAAGGAGCCAACCGAGCUGGCAACCACAGGCGCACGCGUAUUCAAGCUGUGGCGCUGGAAUGACAAGGGCCUCAAGGCCGUGUCUGUGGCGGGCAUGGCGCCCCCUCCGCGCUCUCUGGGGGGGACCCACCGCCAGUCCUCGGCUUGCUCCACCCCACGAAGCGCGACCAUGAUGCGCACCCCGGCCACCCAGAAAGUGUUGCCCGACUACACGGACCAUGCCUGGCUCGUAGACGGUACCCUCGCCGUGGCGAACCGUGACGGGGUGGUGUUCCUCAUAGCCGAGGGACAGGUCCAGCAGAGGCUGAAUCACAACGGCCCCAUCUAUUGUCUGGCGGCCACCGCACACGGCUUCCUGGCCGGGAGCGUGCUGGGCCGACUGCUGCUCUACAAAGCCCCAGCUAAUGACGUGGCUUCUGGAGAAUGGUCGAAGCAGGAGCUGCCAGCUGGCAGAGGCCAGGCCUCCCUGAGCUGCAUUGCGCUCGACCCGGCGGAGGCCAGCGCCAAGGUCGUCCUCGAGGGCGAGAGUGUGCUGUCGGUAAGCCUGACGGCCAUGGACGCGGAACAGGACUCGAGCAAGGUCUUCACGCCCAUGCUCACCGGCUUCCACUCGGGUGACGUGCUGGGCCUGGACGUGUGCCCCCGGCGCUGCCUGCUGGCCAGCGUGUCCGCGGACCAGAGCCUCCGCGUGUGGGACUACAAGAACUGGACCGCAGAGCUCGUGCACAUGCUGGAGGAGGAGCCGCGCGCGGUGGCGUUCAACCCGUGGGGGUACCAGCUGCUGGUGGCGCUGCCGCAGCGCGUGCUCGUCUACUACGUCCUCGUCAACAAGCUGCAGGUGACGGCGGAGCUGACGUUGCGCGACUGCAGCAAGCUCAAGUACAGCCCCAGCGGGCACCUCGCCGCGGCCGCCACCCCGCGCGAGCUCACCGUCUACUCCGCCCUCGACUGGACGCCGCUCGUCGCCUUCAAGGGCCACUCGAAGCCGGUGAGCAGCCUGUGCUGGUCGGCGGACAGCCUGUACCUGGUGUCGGCGGACGCGCACGGCACGGUGUACAGCUGGAGCAUGGAGCGGCUGGCGCGCGCGGAGGAGAGCGUCAUCAAGGGCUCCGACUACACCUGCGUCCUCUACAACCACGACCGCACCGCGCUCCUCGCCUGCGGCGCCAGCACGCCCCUGCGCGUCUUCGACACCGGCAAGCAGCUCGCCGCGGCAGAGGGCGGCCAGCCGGGCCCGGAGGCCCUGGCGCCGCAUGCGUCGUUGCGGCGGGAGGGCAGCUCCGUCCCUGCCAGCGCCAGCUUCGGCAGCCACUCCUCGGAGGCGCUGCAGCGCGCGGGGGGGGCGCUCUCGAGCCGCAACUUGGAGCGCGGCCGCGCGGGGCCGCCGGUGGCGGCGGUGUCGCCCAUCAUCCGCACCAACAUCGUGUCGGAGCACUUUGGCGGCCACUCUGCCACCGUCUGGAUGGCCGGCCUCUUCUCGCGGGCGCUCCUGGCGACCGGGGCGCGCAACGGGGCCCUCAGCCUGCGGCAGUACCCUCUCGCCUCCGACGGCUCGCGCGCGUCCCCCGAGCUGUUCCUGCACGGCGGCCCCCUUACGGGUCUGUGCUGCGUAGAGUCUGCCGGCCUGGUGUUCAGCGCGGGCGUGGACGGCAUCGUGUUUGUCGCGGCCGUGGCGGGCCACCGGGACGCGGCGCCCGACCAGGCCGCGCAGGCGACCGCCGCACCGAUGGUGGGCGGGGAGGAGGCGCCGACGGACGCGCUGGUGCUCGUGAAGAAAAGCACGCUACAAAAGGAAGAGCGCGAGAAAGAGGAGCUGCGGUGGAGCCUGCAGAAGCUGUCGGACGAGGCAGCGUACAAGCUGCACCGGGUGGAGCAGGACGCGGCGGCGCGGCUGCGCGAGCACGACGAGGUGGCGGAGCGCGCGGAGCUGGGCCUGCGGCAGACGGUGAAGGAGCACGAGAAGGCGGCCAUGGAGGCGGAGGAGCGGUACCAGACCACGCUCGCCGUGGAGCGCCAGCACAAGGAGGACGCCGUCAAGGAGGCCACGCAGCGCGGCGACAUCAAGCUGCUGCGCGAGGCGCGGCGGGCGGACGGGCUGGAGGCGGAGCUGGGCGUGCUGCGGCGCGAGCUGGAGAGCCGCGUGGCGGCCAAGCUGGCGGAGCACCAGGCCGCCACGGAGGGCGUGCUUGAGCAGCACCGCGCGUACGAGGCCAAGCUGCUGGCCGAGAUCGACAAGCUGCACCGCGAGGCGGCGUCCAAGCUGCGCAAGGCCGAGACGCAGCUGGUGGAGGAGUUCGAGAUCAACGAGGAGGAGCUGCACAACGUGAUGACGCGCGCGCGCACAGAGUACGAGACGCAGGUGCAGCGCACAUUCGAGGCGCGCGGGCAGGCCAUCUUUGAGCGCAACAAGGCCGCCGAGGCGGAGGGCCGCAAGAUCCGGCUCGAGCAGGAGGUGCGCGAGCGACAGGAGCAGGCGCGCAAGCUGGAGCUCGAGAACGCUGUGCUGCGGGACAAGAUUGGCGUGCUGGAGGCGCACCGGCGCGACACGGACCAGCUGCUGCUGGAGAAGGAGGACGAGAUCCUGCGCAUGCGCAAGACCAUCGGCGAGCACGAGGCGUACGCCAUGAUCCGGGACACCAAGAUCAGGAAGCUCGAAAGCACCGAGGAGCCGCUCAAGGCAGAGAACGCCGCGCAGAAACAGAAACUGGCGGAGGCAGAGGAGCGCGAGGCGGCGUUCGCGGCGGAGUUCUGGACGUGGCAAGAAGCGCAGCGCUUCCUGAAGGCCAAGGUGGCGGCGCAGGAGCGCGAGAUGGAGGCGCUGCGCGGCGCGGUGCACGCCAAGGAGCGGUACAUCGACCUGUUCACGGCGGACCUGUGCAAGGUGGUGCGCGACCAGGACAGCGCCGAGUGGCCGCGCUGCAUCAAGGCGCUCUACGCCGCCUACGUCGACGACAACCGCUCCGCCGCCGUCGCCGAGGCGCGCGUCGCCGACGACGAGAUCCUCCGCCAAAAGCGGUGCCUGGAGCGGUUCGUGAAGGUGCUCAAGGACGCGAUCGCGCGCACGGAGGAGAAGACGCGCGCGGACAUGGAGCGCAUCCGCGGCGAGAACGUGGUGCUGCUGGGCAACCUGGCGGACACCAGCCGCAAGGUGGCCACGCUGCAGGCGCUCCUGCGGCAGCAGCAGGCGCGCGUCGCGCACAGCCGCGCCAUUCAAAGGCAGCUCACUCAGAAAUUGCGCGACCUGGACCCGGCCGCCGCGCACGGCAGCCUGCGCGGCGGGCCGGUCGCCUGGGGGACUGGCGGAGGGGAUUUUGAUGACCCGGAGAGUGGAGAGGGCCUCGAGAAUGAAGAGAGUCUCGCGGAGCAAGGCGCAAGUGAGUGGGGCCAAUGGGCGGGGCGGGCCGACGCAAAGGCCCCCGGACGUACUUCUGAGCUGCAGAAGGCGUCCCCUGAGCAGGCACUCGCCGAGCUGGCGAACCCCCUGCCUCUGCCCCGCCUGCCGCACUUUGGCCCGGCUCCCGCCCGUGGAGCGCUCGCCGCCUCAGCAAGCGCCGGCCAAACGGACAAGGACCGCCAUAAACGCCCGACCGUUGCGCCGAGACGGUUGAUUUCCACACCCAGUGCGGGGCAGGAGGGUAUGAUCGUGCGGCCAACAACGGCCCUGGCAGCACCCGUGAGCCCCCCCGCGCUGGUCGACUGGCGGCCCGGCACGGCCGUGACGCAGGGUCGGCCGCUGGAGACGUCCCUUUCAGAAUCGAAUCUGGCUCCCGCGAAGGUUUUGGCUGGCCGGUCCACCAGGCUCGGGCAAUCACCUUCUUUUGGUCGACUUGCAAAGGGGCUCGCCUUGGUGCAACCAGGCCUGGCGUCAGCCGUCAGUCAAGGUGACGUUGGCAGUAGCAGAAGAGGGGACGGGGAGCAAAGCGAGCGAAGCCAUGCGUUCCGUAGAGCCACUUCCCUACGACGAAAGUCCUUACAAACUACGGACAAGGCGAAUGCGGAGUUGGAGGUGCAAAACGCCACGUCGAUGAGAAGAUUGCCGUCUUCCAGGCAGUCAACAGAAAGCACUGAAAUUGAGGUGCAAGAGGCAACGUCGAUGACGAAAUCGACGUCUUCCAGGCAGUCCGUAGAGAGCACCGAUAAUUAUUGACAUAAAAGGGUUCCGGGAAGAAAGGUGCGCUACGAAACGAAUCAUCCUUCCAGAUAACUGUAACGGUCUGAUAGAUCACUGCAGCGCGCGUAAUAUAUACUCACAGAGGGCCGGCCACAGGUUGUGGUCACGGGAUAGAAGUAGAAUACUUCCACGCAGUGUAUAAUCAUAAGCUAGUGAACCUAAGAAUCUGGCAGCCGAGGGACUUCCAUGCAUCUAUUUGUUUUGAAUGGUAGAUCCUGUACUGCUUGGAGGCAUCCAGUGCAACUACCUUGGUCCCAAGUGACGUGCGGUGCUGCUCAAUCUCUUCGCAGACCUGAUAUGUUGCUUGAGCCGAUUGAGCCUCUGAGACUCAACUGGUGCCAAAGUUAGAUUUAACCUAGUACUUGACUCAACUCUCAAGACUGACGGCUUCUGAUCCUGUCUGUAAGAGCCGUUUCGCCCGAUAUCGUACAAGUUGAUUGUGCGUGACCCUAACAUGUGCCGAAGUGCACACGUAAAGAUGCAUCCG